AACAUUUUUCAAGUAAUUUCCCGGCGGCGUGUGUGUUUGUUUGAGCGGGCAUAAUGAAUGGUUUGAAAGAUAAGGUCAUCAUCAUGCAGGUGCCGAGCAGCGAUGAGGAUGAGAUGGAAGUGAGUUCAGAUCUAGAUGCGAUGAUGUUUGAGGCUGUAGAGGAGAGCGGUGCCCAGGGAGACAUUGAGUCAACAGACAGUGAGAAUCAGCCGGACGCUGAGCCGUUGAUUGCUGUGGUGGAGGCCCAGACGCCGCCAAGGAGCUCAGUUCCGGCCCGUAGUGCCCCAGCCGGAGUCACUGAUGUCGAUGCCAAGUUGAAGGCAUUGUUCGAGCGCCAGCAGAUCGUUAAGAUGCUGUUGGGUCUCUGCGAUGAAACAGAUGGCGAGGGCGAGACCAUUCAUAUCGUCAUGGAGCUGCUUGGGGCAGAGAUCGAGGGGCCAACCGCCGUGGACCGUCUCACCGAUCAGCUGCUCUCAGUGCUCCCCGAGCAGACUCUGGUCGAUGAGGGCAUAAUCCUGGACAACGAGCGCUAUCACAGCUUCCGUAAUGUUCUUGGCAACUAUGCCAAGAUCCAUGCUUCCCGUCGCCUAAUCGAGCAGCUGCCCACACUGGCCACUGGCAAUUUUCUCGGUGGCACCCACGACGAAGCAUUGCUCGCUCGCGUUGUCGCCGACGAAGUGCUCAAGAUACCAGACUUGAUGCGCCAGCUCUGGGCCUCACUCGAGGAAAUGGAUUUCUUCAAUGAGGAUAGCGCCUUCAAUGCCUACCUGAAGGCCCGCAACCAUCCCAAUGGCAAGAUUCUACGCGAGCUAAUGCUCAGCCGCAUAUCGCGGGUCUUUCUAUGCGUCGUCAGCUCGACAUUCUAUCUAUUCUUUACCGAAUUCGAGAUCAUACACGUGCUCCGGAACUGCUACUUGAGUGUUAAUUCGGAAAUCGAGAUAUUCCUUUCGGUUAUACUUUGGCUGGAGCACAACUGGCCCGAGCGCAGCGAGUGUGCGGAGCGUGUCCUCGCGGAGGUUCGUUUCCAUCUGAUGCCCACCUGGUAUCUGACCACCCUGAAUCGCGCCAAUCGCUGCAUUCACUUUGCCCGUGUCAACCAAUGCCCAGGCGUUAAGGCUCUGAUUGCCAAAGGGCUCGCUGCUGCUGUGGCCAAGAAGGGAUCUAAUCCUCAUUACAACUCCCAAACGGCUGCCAGUUUCUACAAAAUUGAUUGUCCAGUUCCACGUGAAUGGAUCGCCGAUCCAGCUUGUGUCUAUCAUCACAAGUGCCACUGCCAGCGCUUCGUCUAUCCGACAUACGAAGUCUUCAAGCAGUACUUGUCGCAUAUCAUUAAUAGUGCCCCCUACUACUGGCACACCUUCCGCCCGGCCCAGGAGGUGUAUCGCAAUCAGCUGCGCUGCUGCUGCUACUUGCCUCAAUUUCGCUAGGCCUCAAACCAACACAUUUUCCCCUACACUACACUACACGACACUACACUACACAUUGUCGGAAAAUGCCGCUUCUGAAUGUUGAACACAACACACAAGAAUAGGUUGUCUUAUGCCCAUUGCAAAUGAUGCAAUUAAUAUUUUAUACAUGCAAAAAACUGAACGGCAUAGAAGAGACCCAUAACGUAAUAUUCUCUAUCCAUAUAUAAUGCC
This is a messenger RNA of Drosophila guanche, 1640 nucleotides long. RefSeq lists its product as uncharacterized. Lineage: Eukaryota; Metazoa; Arthropoda; Insecta; Diptera; Drosophilidae. Bases 54 to 1427 code for a protein of 457 amino acids. The transcript is spliced from 3 exons. The record is from RefSeq and is a predicted model, not a curated record.